GUCAUGGUGGACAGGCGGAAAGAAUUUUUAAAAGACGGCGAGAGUAUGGAAGUCACCCGUACGCCUUUGAGAGAGCGACACCAGAUCCAAUGCAGUCAUUCGUUCCUGACCAUUGAGCCGCCGAGGUUUCGACAAUUAUGCGUUGCUACCACGAAGUGCCUGGCAACAGCUCCGUCCGAGCGCACGUCCGUUCGGAUACUUUCUUCAUGAAGGUUCGAAUCCG
This is a messenger RNA of Schizophyllum commune H4-8, 223 nucleotides long. RefSeq lists its product as uncharacterized. The record is from RefSeq and is a predicted model, not a curated record. The coding region runs from base 4 to 210 and encodes 68 amino acids. The transcript has a single exon. NCBI's taxonomy places the organism in Eukaryota, Fungi, Basidiomycota, Agaricomycetes, Agaricales, Schizophyllaceae.